Candidozyma pseudohaemuli is the source of this 10728-nucleotide messenger RNA. RefSeq lists its product as uncharacterized. Lineage: Eukaryota; Fungi; Ascomycota; Pichiomycetes; Serinales; Metschnikowiaceae. Bases 1 to 10728 code for a protein of 3575 amino acids. The record is from RefSeq and is a predicted model, not a curated record. The transcript has 2 exons.
AUGAGGUUCCUCUCGCUUCAUGGAUGGCUCUCAGCGGCCUUUUACGUCUCUGGAAUAUGUGGCUUGAUUAUCUUUGAGGAUACGGUAGAAAUCGACCCGCCCAACUUGGAGAUCGGGGAUCUCAUUAUACAGAAGGACGUCUACUACUCAAUUGUUAACAAUCUACUCACUGCUCUUGGAGGAAAUUUAUACAAUGAAGGUGAAUUUUUUGUGACUUCGACAAAUCAAUUAGCUUCGUCUGUAUCGAUCACGUCUGGAACCAUCUUUAACAAAGGAAAGCUUGCCUUUAACUCUCUCAACUCCAAAAUCGCUAGUAACUUUAGGUUGAGCUCAAUUGGCGAUUUCACCAAUUCUGGAUUCAUGUGGUUUGGAAUCGGUUCCCACUCAGUUUUACUGCCAGUCACGCUCGGAUCGGUUACGAACUGGGAAAAUACUGGAGACAUCUUUAUUCGUCAGUCUGAAGGAGAGCCUUCUUCUAUCACAAUCUCACAGCUAGCCGGCUCUAUCAAAAACCGGGGUGCAAUUUGCUUGGAAAAUGUUGAAUGGAUACAGACCACAAGUAUUGAAGGAACUGGCUGUGUAUCUGUAUUGGAAGGUGCUACACUCCAGCUUCAAACUAGUCCUUGGAGUGUCGAUCCUGAACAGACAAUUAACCUUGGUUCUUCCACAUCUAAGUUGUCCGUUUUGGGUUUAUCCGAAGGUAUCACUGGUACGAAGACUUACCAGGUUAGAGGAUUUGGAGGUGGUAACGAGAUCGGCGUCAACUUGGGAUUCACAAACCAUAAUUAUGACGGAGAAGUCUUGACCCUUUCGUUUUUUGGCGGCUUGUUCAAGUUAGGUUUCAACAUUGGUAAGGGCUAUGACAAAAACGGUUUCUACACCAACGGUGUUCUUGGAGCUGGAACCAAAAUCUUCCAUAAGGGUGAAAGACCUUCCAACAUUCCUUCUGUUUGUCUGUGUGGCAACUUUCCCGUUCCUUCAACUGUGGCCUUGCCUUCUUCGACUAUUGAGAGUGCUAGCACAAUAUUUACGUCCGAGGAGGUCCUGACAGACAUUGAAUCGUCAAAAGACUCAGUUUCAGAACCAGCUACCCUGGAACACACUUGGUCCAAGACUUCUAAAUCCACGACCGAGACGAAGUCCUGGGACCAUUCUGAGGAAGUUUCUGAAACUUCAGAAAAGCUUUCUUCCAAAACGUGGCCAGAGAAGCCUUCAGAUUCGUUGACUUGGGACCAUUCUCAUAUCACUUCUCCCACUUUGACCGAAUACACCACGACAUGGACUACCGAAGAUGGUCAUGGCAAACCAACCACAGGUUCAGGAAUCGUAGUGGUUACAACGGAUUCCGAAGGUAUCGUUACCACAUCCACUUCCGUGAUCUGGGCCUCGGAAACUGAAAAGCCGUCAGAAACUGAAAAGCCGUCAGAAACUGAAAAACCCUCAGAAACUGAAAAACCCUCAGAGACUGAAAAGCCCUCAGAAACUGAAAAACCCUCAGAAACUGAAAAACCCUCAAAGUCCUGGACUUCGAAAACCACAAAGACCAAGCCAGAAUUCUCCUCAACCGUUGAAGAAUCAAGUAGCGACCACGAAAGGCCCUCUAAGACUUGGCCAGACCAUUCUACUACAAAAUCGUCAGAAACGCAUCCUGACUGGUCCUCAAAGCCUUGGCCUGAUUUCUCCAGUUCAAAGGCGUCAAAGUCGCUCCCAGAUAUUUCCUUGACUUCAGACUGCUCUGAGACAGACGAUGUUUCAUGGACAUCAAAGACCACGGAUAAGUGGCCUGACCCCUCGUCCAAGACUACAAAGACAAAGCCAGACUUCUCAUCGGAUUUCUCAGAUUCGUGGUCUGACUAUCCGUGGACCUCAAAGUCGUCCAAGACAUGGCACGAAAAGUCUUCGACAGAGACCUCAAAGACCUCCAAACCUUCGAAAACAUGGCCAGAGCUUUCUUCCACCUUUGAUCCUUCAGAGCCGCAUCCAGAUGUUUCGUCAACUUCCAAGUCCUCAAAGUCUGACCCUGGUGUGUCGUUGACCUCGGAUGUUUCAGAACCAUGGCCCGACCACUCUUCAGCAUCGAAGCCUACGAAGCCAGUGCCAGGCUUUUCUUCAACCUCUGAUUGUUCUGAUACUCUUCCAGAAUGGUCUUCUUCAAAGCCUUCGAAACCUUCAGAAACUUGGCCAGAUGUCUCGUCCACAUGGGAGCCCUCCAACCCAUGGCCUGACCAUUCUUCUACCUCGAGGUCCUCAAAGACAAAACCUGAUUAUUCCUCGACAUCAGAUUGCUCCGAUUCAGUCACAUUCUGGUCUUCUUCCUCGAAACAUCCAAAACCCUCGAAACCUAUCCCAGAUGUAUCGUCUACUUCCGAGUGUUCUGAUGCCUCGGAAGCUGUUUCAUCAAAAACAUGGCCAGACUUGUCUUCAACGUCGAAACACUCCAAACCAUGGCCUGACGUCUCGCUGACUUCUGAACAUUCCAAGACUCAUCCCGAUGUAUCUUCGAAACCAUCCAAGACGUUCCCUGAUGUUUCAUCAACUUCCGACUGCUCCACGACGGUUCCUGAUUUUUCAUCCUCCAAGUCUUCAAAACCAGUUCCUGACGUCUCCUCGAGCUCUAAGCCUUCUAAAUCAUGGGUCCAUCCUGAUGCCUCAUCGACUUCCGAGUCCAACAGCUACCCUGGUGUCUCUUCUACAAAAGACACAACCAUUAUUUCUGGCACAUCGUCAUGGCCUGAGUGUACAUCGUUGACAACCUUCACCACCACAUGGACCAUCACCGAUGAAAACGGAGAAUGUAUAACCGAUAGUGGAGUCGUGGUAAUCAGCUGUGACAAGGGGACUUUGACAACAUCCACUUCUACUUGUGUUGGAUGGACAACUGACGAUGUCUCUUCAUCAAUGGUGACAUCAGACAGCCUGAGCAAGAUUCACCCUUCAUGUACUGACUCUGUUUGUGAGUGGAGCUCUGUUGAACCCUCAUCCAGGUCUGUGGAAUCUGGAGACGUUUCGUGGACUUCUUCAAUUCCAACAUCCACUACGUUGGAGUGUUCUUCAGAGUCCUGUUCGACGACAUCACCAGUCUCCUUGACCACUAGCUGUGACGAAAUUGUGUGUGUUACUUCCUACACCACGAUCUGUACGACUACAGAUCUGGAAGGAUGUGAAACGACACACUCAGAUGUGGUUAUUGUGACUUCAGACGAGAACGGUGCUGUUACAACGACAAUUCCAGUUGCAACGACCACCAAGGAAGUCACCAGAACCACCACGGUUUGUUCGGAAGAAGUGUGUUCGACCUUGACUGAAACAACCACUUUGACGGAUUGUACUGGUACAGUCUGCUAUAUUUCUGAAACCGACAAGGUGGUUACUCUGACUAUUUGUGAAACAACUGAGCCCGUCACUUACACCACUACGGUCUGUGAAACUGACGCUGAGGGCUCUGUCGCUACCCAUACUGUUGUAAUUUGUGAAACAACGGAUGCCGAAGGUGAAACACACUUAUCGACAAUCCAGGAGAUUGAAGUUAAGCCGGUCCAUACUGUGAAACCAGAACAUCCAGUAGGCCAUGUUCCUCACACUGUCGCUGGCGAAGCAACCAGAAUCGUUGAUGACCAUUUUGCAUCUGCUGAUGCUCAUUCCAGUGCAGUUUUGGAAGUCAAGCCAAUAGCCACCCUGGUUGAGGAAGCCGCUCCAAAUGAAAUUGGCACUAUUCAAACAGUUGCUGGUGUUUCAGUGACUGCAGAGCAAAUUCAUCAGACAGAUGCUGGCCAUGGCUCAACUGAUGUUCCUCAUUCUGACAUAACCGCAGAUAUUGAGUCUAUCUACGUUUCCAGCGAGAUCACACCCAAGAGCAUGUCGACGUUCGAAGGCUCUGGAGCCGUUUUCCGUCUUGGAUUGCUUACACUGGCCCUGUAUCUCUCAGCAGUAUGGGGCUUGACGAUCUCCAAGAAUACUGAUGUUGUCAAUCAGGGCAAUCUUGAGAUCAGCGAUCUUACAAUUAAUGAAGACGUUGACUACACGAUCGAGAACAGUUUGGUCACGAAAAUCAACGGCGAAUUAAACAAUCUUGGUAACUUCAUUGUGAAGUCCACCAACCAGCUGCCUGCUUCAGUCAACAUCUAUGGUAGCAGCCUCAAGAACAGCGGUAUUCUUUACUUCGAUACAUUUGACUCCACGACGCCAAGUUCCUACUCCUUCUAUACUGAGGAAUUUGAAAACACGGGUUUCAUGUGGAUUGGUACGAGUUCCUAUUCUAAUUCUCCUCAUGUGAUUCUUGUUGGUGAAAACAAGUGGAAAAACGAUGGUAACAUCUACAUUCGCCAGGCGGAAGGAGGAGCUUCUGCGAUUCUUAUCUCGCAAAGAAAUGGACCACUUGUCAAUAACGGUGGUAUCUGUUUGGAAAACGUGAACUGGAGACAGGCUUCCAGUAUCCGUGGUACCGGAUGUAUUUCUGUCAUGGAGGAUGCCCACUUCCGUUACUCGUUGAAGAUGACCUCGACCGACAAAAGCCAGGUUCUUUACCUUGCAACUCCAUCGUCGAAAAUCUCCUUCAAUGACUUGAGUGCUGAAAUGUACUCUAGUUCAGACAUUACUGUCGUUGGUUUUGGCGGAGGAAACGAAAUCGGCUUUGAUGCAGAAAUCACAGGUAUAGAGUAUCAAGAUGGAGUGUUGAAGAUCGUCUUUUUCGAAGGCCACCCCCAGAUCAGGCUUCAUAUUGGUGAAGGCUACGACAUGUCUCGUUUGGUGAACAAGGGUUACUCUAUUUCCUACAACGGACAGUCUUCCGGCAAGAUCCCAGCACAGUGUCUUUGUAUGGACUUUCCCGGUAAGCUUGAUGAAAUCAGACCCACCCCAUCGUUUACUUUGACCGAGUACACUUCGACCUGGACUUCCACAAAUGGCCAAGGCUCGCUUGAAACUGAUUCUGGUGUGGUUCUUGUGACUACCGAUUCUGCUACGCAUUUGACUACUACCACAUCCACCUUCCCACGUCCAUGGACCACCUACACCAAAACGUGGAUUUCUGAAAACAGCCAGCGUGAGGAUGAGACCGACUCCGGUAUUGUGGUUGUUACUCCUGGUGAUAAUGGACAGCCCACCACUACAACCUCGACGUUUCCUCGUCCUUGGACGACUUACACCAAAACGUGGAUUUCAGAAAACAAUCAAGGCGGUGAUGAGACUGAUUCUGGAGUUGUGGUGGUGACCCCCGAUGGCCAUGGACAGCCUACUACGACAACUUCCACCUUUCCUCGUCCAUGGACAACUUAUACCACCACUUGGACUGACGGAAGCCUGGAGACCGAUUCUGGUAUAGUUGUUGUGACUCCAGAUGGCGAUGGAUUGGUUUCGACUACUACUUCUACAUUUCCUCGUCCUUGGACUACUUACACUACAACAUGGAGUUCUGAGGAUGGAAAAGAGACUGACUCUGGUGUUGUCAUUGUGACUCCUGGCAGUGAAGGUGAAGCAACCACUACCACUUCCACAUUUCCUCGUCCCUGGACCACCUAUACCAAGACCUGGAUUUCAGAGAACAGCCAGGGUAGCGAUGAGAUGGAUUCUGGUAUUGUUGUCGUGACACCUGAUGCUGAUGGUGCCCCUUCUACUACAACAUCGACAUUUCCUCGUCCUUGGACUACUUAUACCACAACCUGGACCGACAACGAAGAGACAGACUCUGGUGUUGUGAUUGUCACUGCUGAAGAAGGUUCUUUGACUACCACCACUUCGACGUUCCCUCGUCCAUGGACAACCUACACUUCAACAUGGACGGAGAAUGACGAGACCGAUUCUGGAAUUGUGGUUGUUACUCCAGCUGAGGACGGAUCGGUGUCAACCACUACUUCGACGUUCCCUCGUCCUUGGACUACCUACACCAAAACAUGGAUUUCUGAAAACAGCGAUCGUCAAGACGAGACCGACUCUGGUAUCGUUGUAGUGACUCCUGAUGCUGAUGGAAUGCCCACUACCACCACUUCAACUUUUCCACGUCCAUGGACCACUUACACUUCAACCUGGAUAUCGGAAAACAGUCAAGGUAGCGAGGAAACCGAUUCGGGAAUUAUCGUUGUGACUCCUGAUGUCGAUGGAACCCCAUCUACUACAACCUCCACUUUUCCACGUCCUUGGACCACCUAUACAACCACCUGGACAGACAACGGUGAACAGGAAUCUGGAGUUGUGGUUGUUACGGCUGAAGAUGGUGUAGUGACUACUACCACAUCCACUUUCCCCAACCCAUGGACCACUUAUACGACUACUUGGACUGACGAGAGCCUGGAGACCGAUUCUGGCGUGGUCAUUGUGACUCCAGACGAGGAUGGUUCAGCUACAACCACCACUUCCACUUUCCCUCGUCCAUGGACGACUUAUACGACCACAUGGACCACUCUGGAUGCCGAGGGAUCUUCUUCGACUGAAUCUGGUGUUGUUAUCGUGACUCCUGACGAAGAAGGCGCUGUGAGUACGACGACUUCGACGAUUCCUCCACCAUGGACCACCUAUACUUCGACAUGGACUUCUACUGAUUCUGAGGGAUCUUCUUCAACUGAGUCUGGAGUCAUUAUUGUUACCCAUGACGACGAGGGUUCUGUUACCACGACUACUUCUGUUAUCCCGGCUCCAUGGACCACUUAUACAUCCACCUGGACAUCCACUGAUUCUGAAGGUUCCUCCUCAACCGAAUCUGGAGUUAUCAUUGUCACCCACGAUGAGGAAGGGUCGCUUACAACAACCACCUCUGUGAUCCCUGCUCCUUGGACUACUUAUACAUCUACAUGGACUUCGACAGACUCAGAUGGUGCUUCUUCGACUGAAUCUGGAAUUGUGAUUGUCACCCAUGAUGACCAGGGUUCUGUUACCACAACCACAUCAACCAUUCCUCCUCCAUGGACGACUUACACAUCAACUUGGACAGCUACUGAUUCUGAAGGUGCUUCUUCAACCGAAUCCGGGGUUAUCAUCGUUACCCACGACGAUGAGGGAUCUGUGACUACCACCACUUUGACUAUUCCAGCUCCUUGGACCACUUACACCUCCACGUGGACCUCGUCCAAUUCAGAUGGCUCUGACUCGACUGAUUCAGGAGUGAUCAUCGUUACACAUGAUGAUGAUGGUUCUGUUACUACGACUACUUCCGUGAUUCCUCCACCCUGGACAACCUACACCUCCACCUGGACUUCUUCCAAUUCCGAGGAGACUUCAACCGAAUCUGGAGUCAUCAUUGUCACUCAUGACGAAGAGGGAUCCCUCACUACCACAACUUCAUUGAUUCCAGCUCCUUGGACGACGUACACUUCGACAUGGACUUCCACCGGUUCUGAUGGUGCUUCUUCAACGGAGUCUGGAGUAAUUAUCGUUACCCACGAUGACGAGGGAUCCGUGACUACGACUACCUCAACCAUUCCUCCACCAUGGACGACUUACACAUCCACAUGGACUUCGACAGACUCUGAGGGAUCUUCUUCAACCGAAUCAGGAAUUAUUAUCGUCACCCAUGAUGACGAAGGAUCUGUUACCACCACUACUUCAUUGAUCCCUGCUCCCUGGACCACUUACACCACUACAUGGACUUGCACUGGAAGCGAUGGAGCCGAAGAAACCGGCUCUGGAGUGGUUGUCGUGACUGCUGAUGAGGAAAACCUGGUAACCACAACCACCUCCACUUUCCCUAGACCAUGGACGACUUACACCACCACCUGGACCACAGCCCAAUCUGACGGAUCUGAAGCCACCGAGUCAGGCGUGGUUAUUGUUACUCAUGACAUCGAGGGAUCCACCACUACCGUUACUUCUGUGAUUCCAUGCCCAUUGACGACCUACACUACUACAUGGACUUCUGGUGAAGAAAGCCCAGAAACCGACUCUGGAGUGGUUAUCAUUGCCACAGACAGCGAAGGCUCAUUGACUACUACAACUUCCGCUUUCCCACGUCUAUGGACCACCUACACCACUACGUGGACCAGCGACUCAGUUGAAUCUGGAGUUGUGGUUGUGACUACCGACAAUGAGGGUUCCUUGACCACCACUACCUCUGUGAUUCCUGCUCCUUGGACUACCUACACCACGACUUGGAGCUCUGUGGGUGAGGCUGGAAACCAGGAGACUGACUCUGGAGUUGUGGUUGUGACUGCUGACGAUGAAGGUUCUGUGACGACUACCACAUCCACGAUUCCUCGUCCAUGGACUACCUACACCUCUACAUGGACUUCUGCUGUUUCUGGAGCUUCUGAGACGACUGAGUCUGGUAUCAUCAUUGUUACUACUGAUGAGGACGGGCUUUUGACUACCACCACAUCCACCAUUCCAGCUCCCUGGACCACGUACACCACCACAUGGGUUUCAGCCUCGGAGACGGAGUCUGGCGUUGUUGUUGUUACUACUGACGAUGCUGGUUCUCUUACUACCACAACCUCGGUUAUUCCACCACCGUUCACCACCUACACCACCACAUGGGCUUCUGAGGAAAACGGACAUGAGGCUACGAGAUCUGGAGUGGUUGUCGUUACCACCGAUUCUAAAGGUGACGUUACCACAACCACCUCUGUCAUUCCUGAGCCAUGGACUACCUACACAUCCACAUGGACCAGUGUUGAGUCUGACGGUGCUGCUAAUACCGAUUCUGGUGUGAUCAUUGUUACUUCUGAUGAGGAUGGUUCGAUCACUACCACGACCUCCACUUUCCCUAGACCCUGGACUACCUAUACUACUACUUGGGUCACAGAGGAGGAUGGAGCUGCUGCUACCGAUAGUGGAGUUGUCAUUGUCACAGAGACUGAGGGUGAAGUUACAACUACCACUUCUGUGUUCCCUCGUCCAUGGACGACCUACACUUCUACUUGGACCACCUCUGUUUCCGACGGUUCUGAGUCUACUGAGUCUGGUGUUAUAAUCGUUACUGCUGAUGAAGAGGGUUCAAUUACCACUACAACUUCUUUGAUUCCUGCCCCAUGGACCACUUACACCACUACAUGGACUGACGAUGGUGAAGUCAAUUCUGGUGUUGUCGUUGUUACUUCAGACGAUGGAGGUGCUUUGACCACCACCACAUCGACGAUUUCUCCUCCUUGGACUACUUACACUUCGACAUGGACUGGUGUCAACGAGGAUAACGAAACCGAGACCGCCUCUGGUGUGAUUAUUGUUACUUCCGAUGAUGAGGGUUCUGUGACUACAACUACUUCUACUUUUGUCACUUCAUCAUCAGUCGCUGCCGUUGAGAGUUCUUCCGUGGUUGUUUCGGAAUCCUCGUUGGAGACUUCUUCUUUGGUUGAGACUUCUUCCUUGGUUGAGUCUUCUUCCUUGGUUGUUUCAGAAUCCUCUUUGGAGGCCUCCUCUGUCAUUGAGUCUUCCUCCUUGGUUGUUUCUGAGUCUUCUUCCUUGGUUGUUUCAGAAUCUUCUUUGGAGGCCUCAACGGAGUUUGUUUCGGAAUCCUCCUCAGCACUUGAAUCACAAACACCUGUGUCCUCCUGGGCAUCAGAAACAGCGGUUUCAUCUUGGUCUGAUGAAGAAAGUGAAGUCUCCUCCACCUACUCUGCUAGUGAGGUGAUUUCUGAGGUGAUGGUCUCCUCCACCUAUUCUGCCGAAAGUGAAAUGACUUCGGUUUCCGAAGAGAUCUCCUCAUCUUCCACCGACUCCGAAUCUGAAAUCAUCCCAGAGGCUUCUUCCGUUUUGGUGCCAUCCGCAUCUUUUGUUUCUUGGACUAACUCAACAUAUGUCUCAUCAAAGCUGGAGCCUUCUUCUGCCGAGAUCUCCUGGACUCCAAGCUUCAGCUCUCCUGACGUUUCCUUGGUAACAGAGUCAGCUGCUGCUUCCAUCUCAGAGUCAGCACAGGCUUCUUCUAGCUCUGCUGCUACUGGUGGCUCUUCCAUCUUGGUUUCCGACUCAGCUGAGUCAUCUACUGUUGCCGAGGCAUCUGCAUCUUCAGAAGAAUGGUCCAUCCCUGAAAGCUCUUCAACUCCUGAAGAGGAUGUCACCAUUACUGUCAGCAAGGAGCUUACGAUCACCUCCAAGGUGUCUUUCCCUUCAGCCUCCGGUUCUGCUUCGGAAUCCAGCUCAACUGAAAUUUCUGUUGAAAAGCCCCAAUCAGAUGUGCUUACGACCUCUUCAGUUGGAGAGGGAAUUUCUGAGGAAUCUGCACCUGCUGAACCCGAUGUAGAGUCUUCGUCAUUUGGGGAAUUGACUUCUACUGACGGUUCCGUGGCUUCUUCAGAUUCUGGUGUUUCUGCUGAAACCACCUUCACCACUGACUAUGUCACCGAUGCUUCGGGCAAUGUGUCCACCAUAUCUGCUGCUGCAAUUGGCACAAUGGAAUCUAGUUCUCCUUCGCAACAGCCAACCACCCAAAAUGGUGACUCUGAGCAAUCCUCUACUUUGAAGCCUACCCAAAGCCGUGCUUCUUCAACUAUCGACGUUCCAGCACAAACUGGCGAAGCUGGUAUACCAGAGGAGACCCCAAUUGAUAAUGCAGUUUCUGAAACCAGAAAGGCCGACAUUUCCCUGGCUGCUAUACCCCUGGCUUCCGCUUCCGGCGUUGUUUCUGAAAAUAUCACUCUCGCUGCUGAAUCCACUCUGGCUCCACAACCUCAUGCCACUUCUGGCAUCGAAUCAAUUUACAUUUCUGGUGAUUCCUCACCAAAAGCCGUCUCUACCUACGAGGCUGCCGGUUCUUACGUUCGUUUUGGCGCACAGUGGGUCCUUCCACUUGCGAUCCUCGCCAUUUGA